GUUUGGAGUCUCUCGUGAACUCCCCUGACCCGUGCAUCCCUCUGCAGAGGAAGAGCAGGGGGAAGCGGCUUCUUCUGGAAUCCAGUGGUCACAUCGCCAUCAGGAGCCCUGAAUGCCUACCUCCGGUGUCGUCAACAUGGAGUUCUGAAGUCCAUGUGGCUCCUUACAGUGAACAAGGUCUUAAGGAAAAUGCAGAGACGCCACAGCAGUAACACGGAUAACAUUCCACCUGAAAGAAACCGCAGCCAAGCACUCAGCUCCGAGGCAAGCGUGGAUGAAGGGGGCGUCUUUGAGAGUCUGAAGGCAGAAGUGGCCUCCCCGCCAGCGCUCUUCUCCAGCCUUUCCGGCCUCCCAACAGGCAGCCUUCCCACUCCCCCAUUCCCAUCCAGCCUGGUGCUGGGGGCCUCGGCCGGCGGCGGGGACGUGUUCAUCCAGAUGCCCGCGUCCAGGGAGGAAGGCGGGGGGCGGGGCGAGGGGGGCGCCUACCACCACCGCCAGCCCCACCACCACUUCCACCACAGCGGCCACCGGGGAAGUUCGCUGCUGCAGCAUGUGGGUGGGGACCACCGUGCUCACUCAGACGAGGGGAGUGACGAACAGCCCAGCACUCCCGCCCCUGCCCUGUCCGAGCUGAAGGCUGUGGUCUGCUGGCUCCAGAAAGGGCUGCCCUUCAUCCUGAUCCUCCUGGCCAAACUGUGCUUCCAGCAUAAGCUCGGCAUUGCCGUGUGCAUCGGGAUGGCCAGCACCUUUGCCUACGCCAACUCAACGCUCCGAGAACAGGUCUCUCUGAAGGAGAAGAGGUCGGUGCUGGUUAUCUUGUGGAUCUUGGCCUUUCUGGCAGGCAACACCCUCUAUGUACUCUAUACGUUCAGUUCCCAGCAGCUGUACAACAGCCUCAUAUUUCUAAAGCCCAACCUGGAGACUCUAGACUUCUUCGACCUGCUGUGGAUUGUAGGGAUCGCAGACUUUGUGCUGAAGUACAUCACCAUCGCCCUCAAGUGCCUCAUCGUGGCCCUGCCCAAGAUUGUCCUGGCCGUCAAGUCCAAGGGAAAGUUCUAUCUGGUCAUCGAGGAGUUGAGCCAGCUGUUCCGAUCGCUUGUCCCCAUCCAGCUGUGGUAUAAAUACAUCAUGGGGGACGACACCUCCAACAGCUACUUUCUGGGAGGGGUCCUCAUGAUCCUCUACAGCCUCUGCAAGUCCUUUGACAUCUGUGGCCGUGUGGGUGGAGUUAGGAAAGCCUUGAAGCUUCUCUGCACCUCUCAGAAUUACGGCGUCCGGGCCACUGGGCAACAAUGCACAGAAGCCGGCGAUAUCUGUGCCAUCUGCCAGGCUGAGUUCCGGGAGCCUCUGAUCCUUAUGUGCCAGCACGUGUUCUGUGAGGAGUGCCUCUGCCUCUGGCUGGAUCGUGAGCGCACCUGCCCACUCUGCCGCUCCGUUGCCGUGGACACCCUGCGCUGCUGGAAGGAUGGGGCUACUUCGGCACACUUCCAGGUGUAUUAGGGCUAAAGCUGCGGCACACCCAGGGAGAUGGCGGAGGGCCAGUGUCGUUGGGUCCAGCUCGGGGGACUUCCUGGAAAACAGGCCGCAAGACGGACUGUCCUGCCUCUUGCUUUCUCCACCUCCUCCCCUAAAGCCGGGCCACUGUCCUUCCCACCUUCACCUUCCCCUCUUGGUCUGUGGUCCAGUGUGUGCAUCCCUCCCCUACAAAGGGGGAACCUCCUAUUUCAGAUUCGGUCUCCUCCCAGGUAGGUCUCCGACCCCCUCCAAGUCAAGAAACUGGAAAUAGUCAGGGCCCCACCUGUUGCAGCGUAUUUUAACUGGAGUUGACCAAAUAUGUGAUGCUGCAAACUGGGGCGGGGCCUAGAGAUCACUGUCUCCCCCCAAAUGGCCCAGGGCUACAGAUAAGGAUCGCUGUGAAGUCCUUUUCAAACACAAAUGCCGGGCCCCACCUUCUACCUACAAUAACUUAGUGUAUCAGAUACUUAGAGUGAGCCAGGCACAGCACCUAGCGUCCUGCCUGAAUGAUGUCCUGUGAUCCUCACGACAGCUCGGGGGUAGACAUAUUGUUUCCUCCAUUGUACAGCUGAGGAGACUGAGGCACCGAGCUCGAUGUGGUAGCUAUGCCAGGGUCACCCAGCUGGCAAUGGUGGGCCGAGUUUCCAGCCCAGGCCUGUCUGGCUUCAGAGCCCACGCUCUUAACCACCGUGCUGGCCCGCUGCUCAGACACUGAAGGUGCGGGGCCUGGCAGACAUGGUUUCGUAAAAGCGCAAAAGGUGAUUUUGAUGUCCACGGUGGCCCAGGUAUCCUGAGAAUGCUCAUGGUGAAUGCUAGCUCCUGAAAUUGAACUGUGGCUGGGCCCACAGAAAGACUUGGUCCUAAAAUGGCUAUUUUCCCAGGCUCUGGGCUGGGAUGCUUAGCGCUGUGUGGGUACCAAAACAGACCAGCUUUGGCCCAAAGGCAGAUCCCACUGGGUCUCCACACCCAUCUGUGUUUCUCUCCUCCUCUGGUUCUUGUCCUCUCCCUCUCCUAAAUCUCAGGCUUGUCAACCGCGCUUUUGGAUGUCACUUCUCCCGUGGUAGCCUUCAGAGCAAAAGGGACAAUCCACAUUACGGAUUUGUCCACAAGCCCAGGUGUUGGCAGAGAGCACAAAGCCAUGAGUAUUUCUGUAAUCUCUGUAGCAGCUACUAAUCUCUACGACAGAACAGCUUCCCUCCCUGCUUUGAAAGCUGGGAGUGGCACAGGUGAUCACAUAGAAGCCACUGGAAUCUUGCCGGCCCGGCCCCUCUCCCAACUCGCUUCUCUCAUUGUCAACCUCAGCACAACAGGCUGGCGCCCACACCAUUACAGACAAAGCAAUCUGGGUGGCUAGUGAGCGGAUUAGCAAGAAAGCCCCAGAAGAAACGGUGGGAGCCUCCGCCACCUUACUCUCAGCCAGUAUUAAUAUGCCCACCCCAUCCCCAAUAGAUUCAGGACAUUUGCCCCUGUGUGCUAUCAAGCCAGGACCUUUUUUUUUCCCUGACAUCCUUGGCUCUCUUCGGGUACCCAGCAAGACAUCCCUUCCAGGGCAGCGUGGCAUCUUUCAAGCUCUGUUACUAUGGCAAUGGCCAUGAUGUUACAAUCCCACUUGCCUGGAUAAUCAAGUCGGAAGGGGAAGCGGAGGGAAAUAGGGCCUGGUGGCUGUGGCUGCUCUGUCCCCCCCUUACACACACACACACCACACACACAAUGCACAUGCACGCACACACGCCUUGAGGAAGAACCAAAGGCAAGCAACAAGAGCUUCGGCAGCUGGUUUUUAUCAGAAAGAUCUCCCUGCCUGCAGAUGCCGUCAAAGAGGCAUGAGAAAUUGGAGCUGGAGAAGACUUAUUAAAGUGGCAGCGUGUGAAGGAGCAGAUAGAGCAUUCUGUUGGGAAUCAGGCCUGGAAUUCUGGAUUCUAAACUCGGCACGACUUUGCGAAAUCCCUUCAUCUCCCUGUGGCCAUCGCCAGGGUGACAAAAAGCUAGUGUAUCAUCUACUGGAACCAGGGAAAUUAACAGUGUCGGUUACUGGUGAAUACACCAAUGGGGUUUGUCAGUGACACUCAUGCCACGCCAAAAAAAAAAAAUCUGACAUUCUGCAAAUACCAAGCCAUGCCUCUGACACUAUAGUGUCCCAUGUAGGGGACACUCUGGGGCAGGUGGGAUGAUUUAAUUUAGGAUUUUGUUUAUCCCCUACCCUCUGGGGAAGAGUCCUGUUUGGAGGUUUUCUUUCAGGUAGGAGGAUUUAACUUCUGCUCUAGGGAGGAACAGUGGCCAGCGCAGGGUUUUCCAAACAUCACCCCAUGUGUGUUCCCAACAUGAGUGUCCAAGAGUCGCUGUUGGAAAGGAAGAACAAUGCCACUCUCCCUUACCUGUCUUGGCUCUGAAUCUCAUUUGUUAUAAGCAGAAUCCAUCGAGUAUCAGAUCUGAGUACCCUGCUCUUCAUAUUUUAUGAUUCACUGACUCAAGUUCCACGAAGUCCUUGGAAAUGGCCUCCCUAAUGUAAAAGGUCUUGAGCAUCGUAAGUGCGAGGGAAUAAAAAGGCAGGCUUUGCGCCUGGAUGUAACAGGUUCAUCACCUUCCUAAGUGGAGAGUGAGAGAGGCAUUGGAAGAACUCCAGGCUGCUGAGACUCCGGUGGGAAAGAGGAAAUGUAAAGCGAGUCCUGGAAUCGCUCAGGACUUUUUGCUCUGGGCCAAACAGCCGCCUUUGGUGUUUUUAAUGUCCCCCUAAGUUCCAUUCUGCCAAUAAAUGUCACCUGUCG
Molecule: messenger RNA, 4280 nt
Organism: Rhinolophus ferrumequinum (greater horseshoe bat)
Lineage: Eukaryota; Metazoa; Chordata; Mammalia; Chiroptera; Rhinolophidae
Gene: RNFT2
Product: ring finger protein, transmembrane 2
Exons: 10
Coding region: 154-1500 (448 amino acids)
Biological process (GO): positive regulation of ERAD pathway
Molecular function (GO): ubiquitin protein ligase activity
Source: RefSeq, a predicted model, not a curated record